AAAAUUUUUUUUUUUUUUUUAUCAUUAUUAUUGAAAAAAUUGAAGGCAUAAAUCCAACAUUUCAACUUUAAUCAUGUUUCAAGAAAUGCCCUACAUGAGGUAAUUUUAUAGACACAAAGCCAUGCCCUUCAGUGUCCCUGGAAUUAUAUAAACUCCCAGUGCCUCCACCAUGGAUGAAAAGGUUGAAUGUUGGCUACAUCUUAAUAUUUUUGAACUGAUAUACAGUGGUGAGAACUAAUUAGAAGCCAGCAGUCUAAAUUUCUGCAGAAAAUUCUUCUGAUUAGUCCUCAACUCAUAGCAGCCUAUGUAGUAGCAGAAACAGCCAAAACCCUCCCCCAACCUCUUCCCAUCCAAGCUCUAUUUAAAGGCUAUAACCCUUUGCGUAUGUGUGCAAGAGAAUUGAGAUAUAAAAAAGAGGGAAAGAGAGGAGAAGUUUGCUGCCAUGGCCAAUUCUGCAGUGCUUAAGCUAGCAUGCACUGUAGUUCUUGUGUGCUUGUUGGUAACUGCUCCUCAGGCAGAUGCCACGGUAACAUGCAGCCAGGUGACACAGCUGCUGAACCCUUGUGUCAACUACCUAAUCUAUGGCGGGGCAAUACCUUCCUCCUGUUGUGCUGGUGUAAAGCAGGUUAAAGCAGCUUCCAGGACUGGAGAAGAUAGGAGAACUGCAUGCAGCUGCAUCCAGGAUGGUGCUGCAAUGAUCCCUGGAAUCGACUAUAACCUCGUCGCCUCCCUCCCAUCUCAAUGUGGGGUUUCCUUGCCCUACAAGAUCAGUCCCUCCACUGACUGCUCAAGGAUCAACUGAGUCUUCAAAUCUGGAAAUGGAUUCCUAAUGAUAAGAGAAUAAAGAUUUGUGGGAAGAAGGUUGUGACCCUGGAAAGCUAGUGUCCAUUUCCAUUGUUCGAAGCCUGCCUUAUCGUAGUUGUAUUUGAAAUUCAAUCAUGUAAUAAAAUCGUGGUCCGUGUGGAAUGCAUGUUCCGCCUCAUUAUGAUCAUGUGGUUCAAUAAAAGACGAAAUUUCGUUACAAA
Vitis riparia (riverbank grape) is the source of this 1025-nucleotide messenger RNA. RefSeq names its product non-specific lipid-transfer protein 1-like. Gene Ontology annotation, biological process: lipid transport. The record is from RefSeq and is a predicted model, not a curated record. Gene Ontology annotation, cellular component: membrane. NCBI's taxonomy places the organism in Eukaryota, Viridiplantae, Streptophyta, Magnoliopsida, Vitales, Vitaceae. The transcript has 2 exons. The coding region runs from base 443 to 802 and encodes 119 amino acids. Gene Ontology annotation, molecular function: lipid binding.